Molecule: messenger RNA, 3334 nt
Organism: Plectropomus leopardus (leopard coralgrouper)
Lineage: Eukaryota; Metazoa; Chordata; Actinopteri; Perciformes; Serranidae
Source: RefSeq, a predicted model, not a curated record
ACCAGAAGUUAGCCUUGAUAUGGAGAAAAUGUUGAUUAGUGAUGGAUAGGCUCGCUAUGUACGGCUCUGACUGUCCAUGCGUCCUCUGCUGGAAUAAAUGAUACGCAUACAUUGCUGGUUGUCCCGUAACAAUAUCGAUAAAGACAGAAGGAUGUAUGUUUUAACCAGAGUACCAAACUGAAGUUAGCAUUCAAAUCGCAGGCAGGGCUCGGGGACAUCUCUGGAUUUACGUUAGCAACAACGGUGGCAGGUACCGUAGCAACUGCAGACGCUUCUCUCAUUCACAGUUACAGCUAACAGAGUAUGCUAAAAGCACACUCGCACAGUUUUCAGGGAUCGACAUAGCAAAUAUCCACGAUGAGACUGAAAACAUCGCUGCUACAGGAACCCAAACAUAAGGAACUUGUGAGCUGUGUUGGAUGGACCACAGCAGAUGAGCUGUACUCAUGCAGCGAGGACCACCACAUCCUCAAGUGGAACCUACUGACCAGUGACACUAGUCUGGUUGUCAGAUUGCCAGAGGACAUUUACCCCAUUGACCUACAUUGGUUCCCCAAGACUGUUGGUGUCAAGAAACAGAGCCAGAAUGAGAUCUGUGUCCUUACUAGCACUGAUGGGAAGUUUCACCUGACCUCCAAGAUGGGGCGCAUUGAGAAGAGUGUUGAAGCACACAAGGGAGCUGUUUUGGCAGGAAGAUGGAACUAUGACGGGACUGCUCUUAUUACAGCUGGAGAAGAUGGACAAAUCAAGAUCUGGUCAAAAAGUGGGAUGCUUCGCUCAACACUAGCCAGCCAGGGGUCUCCUGUGUAUUCUGUGGCCUGGGGUCCAGACUCAGACAGAAUCCUCUACACAUCAGGAAGACAGCUAGUCAUCAAGCCUUUGCAACCCAGCGCCAAAGUCAUACAGUGGAAGGCUCAUGAUGGGGUUGUUCUGAAGGUGGACUGGAAUUCAGUUAAUGACCUCAUACUGUCAGGUGGAGAAGACUGUAAAUAUAAGGUAUGGGACAGCUUUGGUCGUCUGCUUUACUCCUCAUCGUCUCAUGACUACCCGGUCACCUCUUUGUCCUGGGCUCCAGAUGGAGAGGUGUUUGCCGUGGGCUCCUUCAACACCCUGCGGCUCUGUGACAAGACUGGAUGGUCCUAUGCGUUGGAAAAGCCCAACACAGGCAGUGUGUUCAGCUUGGCCUGGUCUGCAGACGGCACCCAACUGGCUGGGGCCUGUGGCAACGGGCAUGUCAUCUUUGCCCAUGUGGUGGAGCAGCACUGGGAGUGGAAGAACUUUGUGAUCACCCUUACCAAGAGGAGAACCAUGCAGGUGAGGAAUGUGUUGAACGAUGCAGUGGACGUACUGGAGUUUCGAGACCGAGUUAUCAAAACCUCUCUGGCAUACAGUCACCUUGUAGUUGCCACAUCACUUCAGUGUUACGUCUACAAUUCGAGAAACUGGAACACUCCCCUCAUCUUUGACCUGAAGGAGGGAACAGUGAGCCUCAUCCUGCAGGCAGAGAAACAUUUCCUGCUUGUAGACGGAGCAGGCUUGUAUACGUUCUCCUAUGAGGGCCGAUUGAUAUCCUCACCCAAGUUCCCUGGUAUGAGAGCUGACAUCCUAAAUGCCCAGGGCGUCUCGCUUAGUAACGAUACCAUUGCCAUUCGAGACAAGAGUGAUGAAAAAGUCAUCCUUCUCUUUGACGCCCUGAGCGGGAAAGCCCUCAGCGAUGGCAAACCCUUGACUCAUAAGCUGGAGGUGGUGGAGAUAGCUCUGGACCAGUGUGGCCCAUCCACCGAGAGGAAGAUCGCACUGAUUGACAAGAACCGUGACCUUUAUUUGACCUCCGUACGUCAUCUUGGGCGAGAACCCAAAAUCUGUAAAAUUGGAAGCAUGGUUCACAGUAUGGCAUGGAAUGAUGCUGCUAACAUCCUGUGUGGAAUCCAAGACAACCAGUUCACAGUGUGGUACUACCCGAGUGCUGUCUUCACUGACAAGGAACUCCUGCCAAAAACACAGUCCAUAAAGGAUGGCAGUGAGUUCAGCCGUGCACCCCACAUUCUGAGCUAUGUUGGCACCAAGGUGACGCUACGCCAAGGGGACGGGUCACUUGUGUACAGCAGUGUACCACCAUACCCAGCCCUCCUGCACGAAUACAGCACCUCCGCACGCUGGGAGGAUGCACUGCGCCUCUGCCGCUUCGCCAAGGACCAGUCUUUGUGGGCUUGUCUUGCUGGCAUGGCGAUGGCAAACCGGGAGCUGACCACAGCAGAAAUGGCUUACGCUGCCAUUGGAGAGUUACCUAGGGUGCAGUACAUCAACUUUAUAAAGGAGCAGCCAUCUAAGGAGUCGUCUUUGGCCCACAUGCUGAUGUUCAGCGGUCAGGUCCAGGAGGCUGAGGCCACUCUGUUACAAGCUGGUCUCAUCUACCAAGCCAUACAAGUCAACAUUGACCUUUUCAACUGGGAGAGGGCCCUGGAGCUGGCAGUCAAACACAAGACCCACGUGGACACCGUGCUGGCGUAUAGAGGAAAGUUUCUACAGAAAUUUGGCAGAAAGGAAACCAAUAAGAGAUUCCUGCAGUAUGCUGAAGGGGUUGAGGUGGACUGGGAGAAAAUCCAGGCGAAGAUAGAGAUGGAGUUGUCUAAAGAGAGAGAGAAAGCUGCUACUGCCUCUGUGAGGAGCAGCAUGGCCUCUCGACGUUAAUGUUCAGGGGACCUUUCUCUAAAACAUCCUCUCUGCAUGAAACAAUUUACAUGUGCUUUUGACAUUUGGCGAAUAUUAACAAUAAUAGCUCUGCGUAGCAAUUGAACAGUAAUGGCUCGGCAUCAGAGUACUAAAAAAGUCUGUACUUGACGUUAAAUGUCUACCAUUAGUAACAAGUACAUUAACUUCAAGUACAAAAAAAAGAGAAUAUUUGGAGCUGUGAAGAUUAGUGAAGAAUAUGACUGUAACACUACAAUCUUACGUCCGUUGGUGUGUAGUGUUAAACAUUAGCAUUACUUUAUACAUGGCAUUAUGUUACUGUGGGUGUAUGAUUUGAAUUCAUUAUUUGAAAUAUCUAUAUCUUAUAUCGGUUUCAAAGCAACAACACCAUGAUGGCCUUUCUGUCAUAUCAGCUUCACUGUGGUUUCAGCGCAUCAAGUUCAGAGUUGAUUAUCUUUUUCAUUUGUCAAAAUUAACUUGACAUGCUCAGUCAUGCACAAAUAUAUUGCUGUAUGGUUUCUCAGUGAAGUUUGUCUCUUUGUCUUUGUUUGGAUAGAUAUUUUUACAGUUUAUAUUUUCAAAACUUUGCCUUCUGUAAACAUUGUAAAGAAUGUCACUUAAUAAAACUGAUGGAAAUACUGUA